AUGGAAAAUUCGGAAAUAGUUUGGUGCUCAAGUAACUAUGUGAGAUAUGAUCUUAAAAGUAAAGAUAGUGAAAAAAGUAACCAGGCACAUAAAUCAGAAUCUUUACUAGAGGUUGAAUAUAAUAUUGCGACUGCAUCGGAUUUAAAAACAGUACCAAUAUCAGGAACUCAACAAAAUUUUAUAGAACAACACUUAUGGCAAAUAUCCUCUACAGAUGAACUGAAUCCAACAUACUCUGAAUCUACUGAGGGAAUUAAGUUCUUGACCCAAGAUGUCACGGAGAAUACUACUAUAUUUUGUAACAAUUGGGGAAAGUUGGGUCGCACCUUUUGGAUCAUAUAUAUUAUGUGUCUAUCUAUGAUUCAGGAUAUUUCUGGCGUAAUAAUACCUAAUCCUAUUUAUAAGCAGGAAUUGACAGGUUCAAAAAUAAAUGUAGUUACAAACAUUCCCUGCAUCUCUAUACUAUACCCAUUCUACUGGAAAUAUAUUCUGACACCUAUACGUCUUUUCUUCGCAAUAAUUUUAAAAUAUUUGUGGAAUUCACACUUAUCAAUUACUGAUGUAAAGCCAAUCAAUAAAUUCUUUUCACCAAUGACAUGGUUUCCUAGAAGUUUAUAUUUUAUUGAUGCAGCUCAUCUGAAUAUUGGAACAGGAAUUAAUAUUUAUAUAUCUCCAUUCAGACGUUUAAUAUCUAAAACUACUGAUUUAAGAUAUUGCCCUGAAAUAUGGAGAAUAAUUAACAAGGGAUCUAAUCGUAAAAUAAUGUAUAUAUCAACCAGACCUAUUGGAUAUAUUAUUGCCUUGGGUUACUCUGAUGGAUUUUCAAUAUGGGAACAUAAACCACCUUUUACAGGGAGCUCUCAUGAUGGAUCAUUUAUUUCUAAUGGAUCCUGGAAAUGUAUAUUUUCUAUAACUCUUUAUUCUCUCAAAUGUUUAUUAUGGUCAAACGAUGGUCGUACACUUUACGUAGGGGAUGGAUCUUGUAUUAGGGCAUUUUCUUACAUAUAUAUGGCGACAAUUAAUUCUAUAGAGCAGGAAAUGAGUAUUGAUAACUUCAGUUUAUAUGGUAAUGGUCAAAUUAUAUUUAGGGCUCCAACAUUUGUACAUGAUUGUCUGGCUAUUGCAACAUCUGAUAUAUUUUCUAUUUUGGGGGUUGUUUGGGAUGAUGGUUACAUUAAUUUUGUAGACACUAAUACUUGCAACUAUUUGGUAGUUAAACAUAUAUCUAAAUUUAAAUUAAAAAGAGUGUUUCUUCCAAUUAUAACAUGUGUAGAUGACUUAUCUAACAAUCAAUCUUGCACAUUUUUAUUUUCAGAUUCAAAUAAUAUGUAUGAAUUUUUAAUUAGACAAGAUAUAUCUCAAUUACAAUCUAAUUCAAAUGAAAAUAUGAAAGAUAUUUCAAAUAAUUCAUUAGAAUUUACUAGAUUACGUGCUCUACCAAUACAUUCAAGUAACCGUGAGAAAAAAAUAUUGAGUUUCACUUCUUCAUAUCAACGUGUUGCAAUAAUUUAUGAAAAUUCAAACUUAGUUUGGUUAUACAGUUAUACCAUUAAGUAUAAUACUAAUAGCCAUCUUCUACUGAUUGGUACAAUUGAAGGUUAUGGCAUACCAAGGCAGAUAAAUAUGCAGAUAAUUCCACAUAGUGUAAAAUCUAUAAAAGGCUCAAUGCUUAUUAUAAAGUGGAUAUCUCAUGAUUAUAGCGAGGAUAAUACUGCAUAUAAUUACAAGAUCAAAUCAUACCCAUUAUUCUAUAGUAUAUAG
Molecule: messenger RNA, 1761 nt
Organism: Cryptosporidium muris RN66
Lineage: Eukaryota; Apicomplexa; Conoidasida; Eucoccidiorida; Cryptosporidiidae
Exons: 1
Coding region: 1-1761 (586 amino acids)
Source: RefSeq, a predicted model, not a curated record